CACAAAUAUAAGAAGCGAAAUUAUCAAAUUCCAAAAUCAAUCAGACAAUAUUUAUAAAGUAAAUUAGAACGAACUCUGGCAAGAGAUUUAAACAAACCCUAAUUUGUUAGUUUUCGAAAGAGGACUUUCCUGCCGUUUGGGACAUCAAAGCGUUUCGCCGUCAGUUUCAGCUAUGCAACUCUUGUUCUGGUGGUUUUUUCUCUGGAGUUAAAAUUCUAACAUAAAGGGCUGCGAAGAUUCUUGCAAAUUUGAUCGUGAUGGGCUCUGGGAUACUUGCUAGGGCUUUCGUUCAAGCCUAUCGUCAAGCACUUGCAAAUGCCUCAAAAUCUGGUGUUGCUCAAGAAACAUUGCAAAAUACCAUUCGCAGAGGAAGCAAGGCCAUGACAGAGCAAGAAGCUAGGCAGAUUCUUGGCGUCACUGAGGAAACCGCUUGGGAGGAAGUUAUGAAGAAAUACGAUGCUCUAUUUGAGAGGAAUGCCACAAAUGGAAGUUUUUACAUUCAGUCAAAGGUUCACAGGGCUAAGGAAUGUUUAGAGGCUACCUAUCGAGAAAAAGGUCCGAGUACUCCUAGUUGAGAGUGAAAUGAAAGCCCUCAUUGCAAUCUCUGUCUCUUGCCUUGUUCAAUUAUUUUUAUAUGGGAAUGAAUGUCCUGGAGAUAGAUAUUGUAAAACAGUUUUGUUUUCUAAUAUAUUCGGUUAUGAGUUGUUCGUCAAGACAUUUGAGCUUCUGAUGCUUAUCAGUCCUGUCGUUACAAAGUGAUAACAUAUAGACGUGUACAGAUACCCAUCCUUCUUGGUCAACUGUCGUUUUGGAAAAUGGCUUAAAUAAAGUAAUAUCACAUAUUUGAUAUUUGCAUUAACAA
Humulus lupulus (European hop) is the source of this 862-nucleotide messenger RNA. RefSeq names its product mitochondrial import inner membrane translocase subunit PAM16 like 2-like. Gene Ontology annotation, cellular component: TIM23 mitochondrial import inner membrane translocase complex. Gene Ontology annotation, biological process: protein import into mitochondrial matrix. Lineage: Eukaryota; Viridiplantae; Streptophyta; Magnoliopsida; Rosales; Cannabaceae. The transcript is spliced from 5 exons. Bases 258 to 575 code for a protein of 105 amino acids. The record is from RefSeq and is a predicted model, not a curated record.